CCUAAUACAUUCGUCUUCGUGAGCGGUCUCUUUGUGCGUUUGGUGUCCAUGGUGCCGAUUGAUAACCUUUUGCAAAAACAUAUCUAUCUGAUACGAGUCAAGAAAUACUUGAAAGCAACACAUUACGAUGAAAGAUUUGAAAGCGAAGACCCCAUCGCCGAGCAGCCGCCGCAGCGUCUCCAAGCUGGAGUCCAGCACGUCUCUACAGAGCGGCGAGGCGCUGCUGAAGCCAUCGAUGCUGCCCAAGGCAUUGGCAUCGGCAGCGGCAUCGUCUGAGGAGGAGCCCCUGCAUCUGGAACUGAAGUCACGCGACAAUUGGGGCAGCUCCCUGGAGUUUCUCAUGUCAUGCAUCGCUCUGAGCGUGGGCCUGGGCAAUGUCUGGCGCUUUCCGUUCACCGCCCUGGAGAACGGUGGCGGCGCCUUUCUGAUCCCCUAUCUGACGGUGCUGUUUGUGGUGGGAAAGCCGAUUUACUACAUGGAAAUGCUGCUGGGCCAGUUCUCCAGUCGCGGCAUUGUGCAGGUCUUUGACUUUGCACCCCUCAUGAGGGGUGUGGGCUAUGCUCAGCUCUUGGCCUUGGGCGUUUUGGCCACAUACUACGCCUCGGUGAUGGCCCUCACGCUGCGCUACUUCUUUGACUCGUUUGCGGCGGUGCUGCCCUGGAGCUACUGUCGCCCGGAAUGGGGCGAUGGGUGUGUGAGUGCCGCCAGCGAUGGACACCAGCCGCAGGUGGGACAGCUGUCGCGGAACUUUAGCUCAUCCUCGCAGCUCUACCUGCAGCGCAUUGUCCUCAACGAGACGCAGUCGCUGGCAGAGCACGGCAUUGGCUAUCCCAGUGGCAGCCUGGCCCUGAUGCUGGCCCUCUCCUGGCUGACGGUCACACUGAUCAUCAUGCGGGGCGUGAAGAGCUCUGGCAAGGCCUCGUAUGUCCUGGCGCUGUUCCCCUACGUGGUCAUGCUUAUCCUGCUCGUCCGUUCGCUCACCCUGCCGGGCGCCUACGACGGCGUCAUGUACUUCCUCACGCCGCAGUGGGACAAGCUGCUGGAGCCGGAGGUGUGGUACAAUGCCGUCACUCAGGUGUUCUUCUCGCUGGCCGUCUGCUUUGGCGUGAUCAUCAUGUACUCCUCGUACAACCGCUUCGGGCACAAUGUCUACAGGGAUGCGAAUAUCGUGACCACGCUGGACACCUUCACCUCCCUGCUCUCGGGCGUGAUUAUCUUUGGCAUCCUGGGCAACCUCGCCUACGAGUCUGGCACGAAGGACAUUGGCAGUGUGGUCAGGGCGGGACCGGGCCUCGCAUUCAUCUCGUAUCCGGAGGCCAUUGCCAAGUUCAAGAUGAUGCCGCAGAUCUUCUCGCUGCUCUUCUUCGCCAUGCUCUUCAUGCUGGGCGUGGGCAGCAACGUGGGCAUGGUCAGCUGCAUCAUGACCGUGCUGAAGGAUCGAUUUGUGAACGCCAAACUCUGGCUGAUUGUCGUCGGCCUCUCGCUGACCGGCUUCGCCGUGGGUCUCAUCUACAUCACGCCCGGGGGUCAGCACAUCGUAACACUGCUGGACUUCCAUGGCGUGACCUUUGUGUCCCUGGUGUCGGCCAUCUUUGAGCUUGUGGCCGUCGGCUGGAUCUACGGCACCAAGCGACUCUGCCAGGAUGCGGAGUACAUGCUGAACAUCAAGACAUCGAAAUACUAUCGCAUCUGCUGGUCCAUUGUCACGCCCCUGGUGAUGACUGUCAUCCUGCUGUACACCCUGUUCACCAUGCGUCCCUUGCGCUACAAUGGACAGGAGUUUCCCCUGCCCUAUCGCGUAUUCGGCUGGUGCAUCUCGGCCCUCAUCAUUGGCCAACUGUUCUAUUGGGCCUGUCAUGCCAACUACAAGCAGCCCAAGGGCACCCUCAAGUGUCGCAUCAGCAACUCGCUCAAGCCCCAUUCCGAUUGGGGGCCAUUGGACUCCAAGCAGCUGAUCGACUAUCAGAUGUUUCGACGCAACCAAAAGGAAGUCACUGCCACUGCCACUGCCAGUGCCAGUGCCAGUGCAGGUCUGAAGCCACGUCGCUGGCUGUGCUACAGCGUGGGAGAUCGCAUCUUUGGCUGAAGAGGAAUCGUAUAUAGAGACCCGCUCUAUAUAGCAAUUAUUCCAACAAUCAUUUGUAAUCUUUAUUCCUUCAGUGGGAAAAUCUCUUUAGGUGUUUAGGGCAUUGUACUUAAUAAAUGUUUUCUCUUUUUUAUA
Molecule: messenger RNA, 2221 nt
Organism: Drosophila obscura
Lineage: Eukaryota; Metazoa; Arthropoda; Insecta; Diptera; Drosophilidae
Product: sodium-dependent nutrient amino acid transporter 1
Exons: 6
Coding region: 128-2086 (652 amino acids)
Biological process (GO): sodium ion transmembrane transport
Cellular component (GO): membrane
Molecular function (GO): L-amino acid transmembrane transporter activity
Source: RefSeq, a predicted model, not a curated record